Arabis nemorensis is the source of this 768-nucleotide messenger RNA. NCBI's taxonomy places the organism in Eukaryota, Viridiplantae, Streptophyta, Magnoliopsida, Brassicales, Brassicaceae. The record is from the annotation of a GenBank genome assembly.
AUGGGAAGCUUAGGAGAAGAAGAGUUAGAGAAGCUUGUGAUCGAUUAUAUUGAAUCUCCGGUCACCUUCUCCGAUCAAAUGGAGAAAUCUUCGAGAGCUCUUAUCACUCUUAAGGAGAUUCUUGGGACAACAAGAGAAGAAGAAAUGGAGAUUGAAGAAAAGAUAAAUGCAUUUAUGAAGAGAAGAAGAUUAUCAUACGAAGGAGACGAUGAGAAGAAAGAAGUGAUGAAGAAGAUUGUCUCCAAACUUAGAUCUGAUGGCUACAAUGCUUCUAUCUCUAAAACCUCAUGGGACUCUUCUUAUGAUCACCUUGAAGGGUGUAGAGUGUUUAGGUGCACGAGGAAGUACGAGUAUAUUGACGUCAUGGUGACGAGUCAUCGCGACGGUGAUGACGUAAGAAAGCUGAAUCGUGUUAUUAUUGAUCUUGAUUUCAAAUCUCAGUUUGAGUUAGCGAAACAGACAAAAGAUUACAAAGAGAUAACUGGGAUGCUUCCUAAAGUGUUCGUUGCGAGUGAAGAGAGACUCAAAAGAGUUGUUUCUUUGGUUUGUGGUGAGAUGAAAAAAUCAAUGAAGGAAGAAGGAAUGUGUAGACCACCAUGGAGAACUUCGAGGUACAUGCAAGCUAAGUGGUUGCCUGAGAAUCGUAGAAGAAGAGUCUCUUGUUCUAAGAGAGAAUCUUGGUCUGUGUUUGAUGAUGAUGGUGAAGCAGAUACAAUGAGUGGUGGUGGUACUCGUUCGAAAACUACGUGUUGUCUUCCUAUUUUCUGA